AGGUGCGCUUGAGGCACCUCGAGCAAUCCGAGCUGACCGUGACUUGUUCAGACCACCGUUCACCGACGAUCAUGACCCGCAACGUGCCAGGAAGGCGUUCAGGAGCGUAUACAGCGCUGAUCAAGAGCAUGGUCUCCCUCGACCGCCUCCACCUCCGGGCGCAAAAGUGGCGCCGCCGCUACCAGGGCACAGGCUCGUGGCGCACAAGUUGAGCUUGACAGGUGGGAGCUGAAUGCGGAGAAGAAGAGUUGAUAGAGCACAGGGCUGCCGAUGAAGUGCACCAGGGAGGAUAUCUAUGAGUGGUUAGAAGACCUGAGGGAAGCCGUGGCGACCAACUACAACAGGCCAGACAAAGGUGGGGGAUGACGAUACGAUGGCAUGCGACUAUGCGAUGACAUGCUGACCUCAAUCAGGAUUUGAAGGGGGAGUUGCGCUCUUCAAAGACCCAGACGGGUGACUGCUGCUGCGUCUUUGAGCUCCCUUGAGAGAAUUGACUUGCCUCAAGGUGGUUGACUGGCGAAGCAGUGAUCAAGUUUGUGGAUAAAGGUGUCACUCAACUUAUGGUGCUGUCGGUGAGACAUAUCAGAAACUUGCCUGGCUGCGAUGGCAAAAUUCAAUGGGAAAAUGCUCGGAAGGAGACGAGUCGCUUUGAAAUUCGUAGGCUGAGUUGUCCACGGCAUUCAACUGACAAAACUCAGGUGGUUGAAGACACCCCUCCCCCCCGAGGACGCCUGCUGCUGGUGGGAGCGAAGAAGCACCUGAAUUCUCAACACAUCAAGGCAUCUCGAACAUGUGUGCUGGUGAAGGGCUCAGCAUGACCAGAUUGCAGGCAUCUUUUUCAAGUUACAAGCUUGCACCAGAUGUAGAGCCAGAGCUGUUGUUGAACGAGGAAGGGUUGAUGACCGGAGAAGUCAUCCUCACGUUCCAAGACAUCCCCUCCGCUGUGCAGGCCCUGCAGUUCUUCAACUCGAAACCCAAUGACCUCUCUUUCAAGGACGCCACGAUGUUGCUGCCUCUACGUUUUGACGAACUGACGGAGAAAUGGGUAGAGAGUGAGAAUUCUUUUCAUGAAAAUUUAAGUUAGGAAAAAAAGGAUUACGC
Molecule: messenger RNA, 1101 nt
Organism: Guillardia theta CCMP2712
Lineage: Eukaryota; Cryptophyceae; Pyrenomonadales; Geminigeraceae
Exons: 3
Source: RefSeq, a predicted model, not a curated record